GACGCUUAACGCGGAAAUUCAAUCGUGAUACAUCGGCUAUCUCGGAUUCCUCCGUAAGAUGAAAUAAAUCGUCUGCUGAUCCAGAGUGGCGGAAAUUUCAACUUCGUUCUCAAAUCAUGGCUGACAAUGAGGACCAACCCAACUUCUUUGAGCAGCUGCGUCAACUUUCCAAGGCUGUAGAACGACAGACCACGUCUCUCUCUACAGAGUACGGCAAGACAGACCGUCCAUUCCGUUAUCCUAUCGUCAUGAAACACAUAACAGAUCUUAAGCAGGAGACAAAAGAAUUAAAUAAAAAUACACAAGAAACAGUUGCCAGACUGAAAGAGUCUUCAAAAGACUGCGAUGGGUUCUUGUUAGCAGCAAAAGAUUUCAUUGAAAGCCAACAAAUGCAAUUGGCUGGACUGGAAGAGAAGUUCUCACAAUAUGGAUACAAGCCGUGGGUUUACACUGCUCCCUCAGUGGAGGACGCUGCAGAGGACACGGAGAAACAACUACUGAAAACACCUCAGACCACCAGCAAAUCAUCAAAACCUAAAGAGAAACGUACUCCAAGAAUAGAAGAUGCCGGCAUUUCACAGGCUACACUCGAGCUACUUGCAAACUUUGACAAGAAUGCAAAGUUAGGGACAAAAACAAGCACAGAAGAUGACGGAAAAAAGUCAAGAAUAUCUUCAAAAAGAAUGUAUGAUGAUGGAGACAUACCGUCAGCAUUUCGUCAUAACGGUAUUCUCACCACGCCAGGAAUCUAUAGUGACCCCAAAAAAUUUAACGACCCUGACGCCUUAUGCAAUCAUGCAGUUCUUGCAAGCCCAGUGGCCCCAAUGUACGAAGAUGAAGAUAGUGAUGAAACAACAUUUCCAUCAAUCAGCUCUCUGAAAUUCGAGGACAAGCCAUCUGAUACGCCGGAGUCCCCAAAACUGAUGACCCCUGGCUUAAAGCAAUUCUUGAACAGCAUGAAAAAGGAGGAACACCAUCAUGGGGAUAGAAUGGACCAUCAUGCAAGCAAACGGCAUGUGAAUGUUGGGUUAUUUCAGUCAGAAGUGAAAACUGAGCUGAAAGCCUAUGGGAAUUCGUUUUCUGCCUACAGCUCUGGCUUACCUAAGAGUCCAGAACUAACCUAUAGCUUAGAGGCACUGUCAGAAAUGACUGGCAUGUUCCGCAUCAACCCGAUGCCACAGGCUCCCACAAUGCCUCCCUCCCUACAGAUGACGUCCAACAAGGAGAAUGUAACUCCUACCGAGCCUGAACUGUUGUCCAGUCGAAUUGGGCGCUCGAAAAUGCCUCAGGAGAACGGGUCAAAGAAAACAAACUUGUUCUCCAAUGAUCUACCUCCUUCACCAAAACUUUUGGGAAAUUAUGAUUUUUUAAAAACUAAAUAGAAACUGAUUUUACCAAAUAUGAUUUGUGAGAUAUUUAUUAUCCUACUGCCGAAUUUAGACUUGAACAUAUGUACAUGUGUGUAAAAUGUGUUAGGUGUUUUUUUACCUAACAUUAAUUCUAGUGUAUUGCUAUUAUUGGUUGUAAUUGCAUGACCAAGGCAUUAAAUCGUAUUUAGAGACAGCAGUUUUGCAUCUCAAUCAUAAUUAUUGUUACAUAUUGGCUCUGUAUUAUGCAGGUUGAGGCCUAUUCUAGCAACUUUCUUUUCUUUGCUCACCUGAGACCAUAGUGCUCUUAUGCUCAGUGACACUGCAAGGCUCAGAGGCAAUGAUACAUUUUGUGUUUUGCAGAAAUAAACAAAAAGGUGUAAGUAAAGGGUUAUUUCUCUUCUUAAAAAUGCUUUUAACUGAUUUGCACCUGUGAUUGAUUUGCAGCAUAUGUUAAAGCAUAUAGUAUUUUGUCUUUAUGAACCAACAUUGAAAGCAUUAAGACAUAGGGGGAAAUUGCCUGUCAUAGAAUUUUCUUCUAUAGAAAUGUUAUAUACUUUCUCAGAAAAUGACUCAUUUUAGCAUAUUUGUCUGGACUGUAACUUCAUUUAUACAACAAUUUUAUGCCCUCAUUUUAUAAGGGAGGGGGGGCAUUUAAAUGCUCUAUGGUUUGUACCUCCUCCCCGAACACUUUUUUUGUGUUACGUGAAGCUAAAAAAGCAUUUGUGCUAGAGGUAUGAAUAUUCACAACUGGAUUUAUUACCUUUUUUGUUAUAAAAAAAUACCAUUUUAA
Molecule: messenger RNA, 2160 nt
Organism: Dreissena polymorpha
Lineage: Eukaryota; Metazoa; Mollusca; Bivalvia; Myida; Dreissenidae
Exons: 8
Coding region: 117-1382 (421 amino acids)
Source: RefSeq, a predicted model, not a curated record